Molecule: messenger RNA, 2832 nt
Organism: Engraulis encrasicolus (European anchovy)
Lineage: Eukaryota; Metazoa; Chordata; Actinopteri; Clupeiformes; Engraulidae
Gene: stk11
Product: serine/threonine kinase 11
Exons: 13
Coding region: 1206-2669 (487 amino acids)
Biological process (GO): glucose homeostasis; activation of protein kinase activity; establishment of cell polarity
Cellular component (GO): cytoplasm; nucleus
Molecular function (GO): protein kinase activator activity; protein serine/threonine kinase activity; ATP binding
Source: RefSeq, a predicted model, not a curated record
ACACCUGAUGACCAUACAGGCCGAGAUGGGGACCCAUCACUGGAGUUAAUAAGCCCUCAAGACUCAAACCCCCUGGUGGAGAGCCCCAUUUCUGGACUUUGUAGUCUUUUUCUCCCAUUGAAACCCAUUAUAAGACGUGGCUUUUGAACUACAAAAAUGGAAUAAUCCCUCUCACUCCCUGUUGCCGUCGGGAUAACUGAAAACUGAUGCUACUUGGAAUUCAGCCAAAAGCCAAGAAGGAUCAACUUCAAAACACAAUCUUCAAUAUCAAGACUUUUCUGCAAAAGCCCUGAAGAAACGAGAAAGAGCGACUGUUUUGCUAGAGAAAAUAUCCAAUCUCAUCUUUUUGUCUGUGUGCGUGUUCAGCAAAAGAUAGAGCUGUGGAUUUAAUUCAUGAAGAAGACUCUUCUGGGAGGAAACAAAAAUCUUCAAGAAAAGGACGACUCCACUUGCGACCCAGCAGUGAAACAUUUACCAAAGACAAACCGUUUCCUUUUUUUGAGGGGGACAGAUUCAAGGAUUUUUGAAUUGAGCAAGCAUGAUGCCAAAAUAAAAGCACAUCCCCUACUUUUGCAAAGACAGAAGAUGAGACUACACUAGUCCUGCAACACUGACCGAAAACGAGAGACCGAGAACGCCUUGACUUUUAUUUUAUUACCAUUUUUUCCUCUCAUUUGUGUGCGUGUGUGUGGGUUUGGUUUUUCGGGAGGAUAACACUGACAAAAAGUCACCUGCUCCUACUUAUUUUAAUUUUUGGUGUAACGUUUCUGGUGUAAACCCUUCUUCAGACGUCUUUUUUUUUUUUUUUUUUUGGUUUUUGCACAUUUUUUAAACUUUUUUUUUUAAAACAUAAGAAGAUGUAACGUCAUGCACACGCCUCAGCACUUCUCCGAGUACAAUUAAGACCGCAAGAGCAUCUGAGAGACUAUUAAGACCGCAAAAGCAUCAGAGAAAACACUUUCUUUCCCCCCACACAUUUUUUUCUGUUCCCAGAAACUGAACAGGAUGAAAGAACUCUGGCACUUCUGGAAAGAAGUCUCGUCUGGUUAACCAUCUGAAAGGCGACCAGUAGAGGAACGUUACUCGUGGAGGUGGUGCUAGGUCGCGCACAACGCCGUCUGCAGCUUUGAAGCUUUGUGUGUGUGACAGAGAAGAAGACAAUAGAGAGAGGAGGUUUUUUGUUUGUUUUUUUAUCAUUAGUUUUUAUGAAUAUUUUCUCUUGUGGUGAGUGCUUCGUGUGUUCUGUUGAGAAGAAGAGCCAGGUCGCCGUGACGAUGAGCGUGGGAGACUUGCAUCACCUGGACUACCUGGGGGAAGGAGAGCUGGGCAUCAUGGCUGGCAUGGGCAUGGGGAUGGACACCUUUAUCCACCGGAUAGACUCCACGGAGGUGAUCUAUCAGCCGCGGAGGAAGAGAGCCAAGCUGGUGGGCAAAUACCUGAUGGGGGACCUCCUGGGGGAAGGAUCUUAUGGAAAGGUGAAGGAGAUGCUGGACUCUGAGACUCUGUGCCGGAGAGCCGUGAAGAUCCUGAAGAAGAAGAAGCUGCGCAGGAUCCCCAACGGAGAGGCCAACGUCAAGAAGGAGAUCCAGCUCCUGAGGCGCCUGCAGCACAAGAACGUUAUUCAGCUGGUGGACGUGCUCUACAACGAGGAAAAACAGAAGAUGUAUAUGGUGAUGGAGUACUGCGUGUGUGGCAUGCAGGAGAUGCUGGACAGCGUCCCUGAGAAGAGGUUCCCCAUCUUCCAGGCCCACGGCUAUUUCUGCCAGCUCCUCGAUGGCCUAGAGUAUCUCCACAGUCAGGGGAUCGUGCAUAAAGACAUCAAACCUGGAAACCUGCUGCUCACCACCGACGGGGCCCUCAAGAUCUCCGACCUGGGAGUAGCAGAGGCUCUUCACCCGUUUGCUGAAGACGACACGUGUAGGACCAGCCAGGGCUCCCCGGCCUUUCAGCCGCCAGAGAUCGCCAACGGCCUCGACACCUUCUCUGGCUUCAAGGUGGACAUCUGGUCCGCAGGCGUCACACUAUAUAAUAUUACGACGAGCCUGUACCCGUUCGAAGGGGACAACAUCUACAAGCUGUUUGAGAACAUCGGCAAGGGAGACUACUCGAUCCCGGAGGAGUGUGGCCCUCUACUGUCGGACCUCCUCAGGGGUAUGCUAGAGUAUGACCCGGUCAAGAGGUUUUCAAUACAACACAUACGCCAACACAAUUGGGUGCGUAAGAAACACCCGCCAUCGGACCCCCCCGUGCCCAUCCCCCCCAGCGCCCCCUCAAACUCCUCAGGAGGGAGCGGCGGAGACAGGUGGCGUAGCAUGAGUGUGGUGCCUUACCUAGAGGAUCUCCAUGGUUACGGUGAUGAGGAGGACGAGGACGAGUUCUUUGAGGAAGACGACAUCAUCUACACUCAGGACUUCACCGUGCCAGGUCAAGUAGCGGACGAUAUGGUGGAUGACGAGGAGGACAGCCACGCCCACCACCACAGCCGAGGCCGGGGAUUGGUCAAGUCCUGCGUCAACGGCGGCACGUCGGACGGUGGAGGCGGGGCCGCCAAGUCCUCGUCCAAUAAGGGAGAGCGGCGGUCCAGCAGCUCGUCCAAUCCCUCGCACAAGGGCGGAGCCAGCGGAGCCACCAGCAAGAUCCGCAAGCUGUCCACCUGCAAGCAGCAAUGACACACACACACACACACACGCAGGUUUCUCCGUAUUCUCUCCAUCCUUCAUGUGCUGUGACUGCGAUGCCCCUCAAGACACACGCCCUCUUUCUCUCUCGCUCUCCCUCUCUCUCUCCCUCUCUCUCUCUCUCUCUCUCUCUCUCUCUCUCUCUCUCUCUCUC